Penicillium egyptiacum is the source of this 309-nucleotide messenger RNA. The record is from the annotation of a GenBank genome assembly. NCBI's taxonomy places the organism in Eukaryota, Fungi, Ascomycota, Eurotiomycetes, Eurotiales, Aspergillaceae.
AUGGCGUGCAUAUACCACGCAUCCAGGGCGAAUCGGUCACCGUCCUCUCCGUCAGCAGCUAUGGCGGAAGAGAGCCGGAAUGGAGAUGGCCUCCACGGGUUGCCGGAAGAUUGGGCAAAGUUGUUCAGACGGAUUUCGGUUCUCUUUCCGAAUCUCGAGAAAGUCGAGAUAGGACACAAAGUCCUUGUCGCCGAUAAGGUUGUGAAAAGCUUCUCUCGUCGGCACCUAGCUCUACGGACCCUUGAGCGGCGUCAGCUCGAGCGUUCAAUUCUGGCCUUCCACCUCCACGAAGAGCCUUCUCGAGUUUGA